GAAAAAGAAAAACAUGAACAGAAACUGAAAGAACUCGAAGCAGCUGGUAAGUCUUGCAUCGCUUACCUAUGAUCUGAUACAAAUGCAAGCAGAAACUCAGGAGUGGACACUACGGGAUGGAAGGGGAGUGGAAGGGUGAAAGGGGACGGGGAGUGAUUUCUAUUUGAGUUCCCUGGAGUGGACAGGGUGGUAGGGGAGUGACUUCCAUUUUCUUGCAACGAACAAGGCAGGGUGUGACUGUUCUUGUUUUGUUUCUUGCAGCCAAAGCUGGUCCACAUCACCCUAGAAACUUGAUGUUGGGCAUCGUCUAUUCUGCUAAGGUACGUGCUUGCCUGUGUAUUUGCUGUUUUGCAUGGUGGCGGCUGGCCAAAAACUAAUUUGGAGUUCGCUAAUCUGUGUACAUUAUAAGUGAAGCGAGUGCCAUAGCGUUUGGACGAAGUAUCUAGUAACGGAUAAAUCAAAGACUUCUCUAAUAGAAAACCCUUCUCCCUUUUAGUUUUUAGGCAGCACUAAUUUAAUGUCUCCAUCUGCUCCAAACAAAGCAGUACGCUUACAACAAGCUGAGGAAGCUAUUGGCCGUAUCAAGGUGGGUAAUAGGGUUUAUUAUACCUAUAAAUAUAUCACUCUUGUUAAAUCUCUCUAUCUUUUAUAUUUCUGACAUUACACGCAAUAUUCUAUUGAACUUAACAACUAGUUCUAAUAUCAUUUCGUACACACACUAUUUCUUUAUGGCUAAAUUAAUUUGAUUUGAGUUGGUAAGUGUUUAAUGUGAAAACAAUUUUUCAUAUUGCUAGGUUUCAGUAAGCAUUACAGGGAAGCAAAUGAUGGUCAUAUUAAAAAAAGUUGAUAUAAAAUGGACAAGAAAAUAAAAUAAAACUAAAUCUCUGAUUUUCAGGUUCCCGAAGGAGAGGAACAGCCCUCCUCAGAUGUGGAUUUGUUUAUUUCAACUGAACGAAUUAAAAUUGUCAGCUCUGAAAACAAGGUAUACAUGGAAUCUAACGGCAGUAAACAUAAAAAAUGUUAUGUACUUGAUAGCUCUAGCAGUUCUAAGUAAGGAUCAUCUCUUAUUUGUUCUGUGCUAUGCAAAGGAAGAAACCUAAACUUAACUAUAUUUUGAGGUUGUUCAGGGCCCGGGGCAAAAGUUCCCAGGGGGAUCCUAUGAUGUCAUAAUUGUAAAACGAGAGAGCGUUGUUUACAAUACAUGUACACUUUAUUGCAUGUUAUCAGGCACUAACGUAGCUAGGAUUUAUAUUCUCAGUUAAGCAAUCUUUUAUCAAGAACAUUUAACGUGAUCUUCGUUGCUUUGGCUGCCCCUCUCUGCCUCCCUCUCGCCGAGCCCGUACAUUACUUACACAAGCGGGAAGGAAGAAACUCGUGUUUCUAUUUUUCAGCAACCGCUAACGGACCACCAUUUAAAAACGAUCUCAUUUAUCGCCGACAUUGGUAGUAUAAUUGUCGUGAUGGCGAGGCUAUCCACAGAAAGCGAGAGCAAGACAUGGACUGGAAAGAUGCCGGAUUUCAGUCCACACAAAGAGAAACAGGAGGAGAAAACGACGAAAGUUAUUUGUCAUGUUCUCGAGACUGCAGAGGUUCGUUGGAGCAAAAUCUCCUCAGUGCCAGUGUAGGUCGUUACGAUAACAGACAGCUGCGAUGUGAAAGAUAUACUACUUCCUGAAAAUUUUCAGGGAUGGAUAUACUACCUGAAAAUUUUCAGGGAUGGAUAUACUACUCCCUGAAAAAUUUCAGGGAUGGAUAUACUACUCCGUGAAUAACUUCAGGGAUGGAUAUACUACUUCAUGAAAAUUUUCAGGGAUGGACAUACUACCACCUGAAAAUUUUCAGGGAUGGAUAUACUACUCCUUGGAAAAUUUCAGGGAUUGAUAUACUACUUUAUGAAAAAUUUCAGGGAUUGAUAUACUACUCCUUGAAAAUUUUCAGGGAUGGAUAUAGUAUUCCUUGGAAAAUUUCAGGGAUUGAUAUACUACUUCAUGAAAAAUUUCAGGGAUUGAUAUAGUACUCCUUGAAAAUUUUCAGGGAUGGAUAUAGUAUUCCUUGAAAAAUCUCAGGGAUGGAUAUACUACUUCAUGAAAAAUUUCAGGGAUGGAUAUAGUACUACCUGAAAAAUUUUCAACUACUUGGAAAAUUUCAGGGAUGAAUAUACUACUUCAUGAACUAUACUACUUCAGGGGGGCGGGUGCAAUUUUUCAUGAUAAAGCAAAAAAAUAUUGGAGACAAAAUGACAGUAAUUUGAGUGAACAACAAUUAUAGUUCAAAUAACAGUCAAGCAAGUACUGCUGUAUGUUGAUGUGCGGAUGGCGCAUGUGACCGACACAACUCUGCAGCAGAGCUGGCAGAGCACCCCCCACGACCAGAUCAUGCUGGAUCCAUCCGCAGCUUUCUGUUUUCGUCGCUACCUACCCUGGCAACGACGACUGUUCGAGACUGUUCUUAUUCUCGUUAUAUCCAGCAUUAAAAUUUUACAUCGUUUUCUAGGCGCAGACUGUGGCAAAGACAGUGGGCCAGGCAUUCAACAUCGCUUACCAUGAAUUCCUGAAGUCAAACAGAUUGAACCUGGGGGAAAUUGAGGAUAUGGAGUACAAUGGAAUUCUGGAACAACAGAAAAUACUUGGAGAGGAGUUGUCAUUGUUGGCUGAUGAAACUAAAACCAAGGAGGUUUCUGAUUCAAUUAACUUUAUUUAUACCAACCUCGCAAGCCAGGGUCUUUACUUCCGCACGGUGCUUUGCUGUAGCGCAAGACCCUGGCUUGCGAGGUUGUAUUUCUAUAUAGACCCAUUGCACUGACGUCACAAAUCCUUAGAGUGUCCUCCAGAUGCUCCCUAACAAUAUCUGUUCGGGUAAAACAACCGCAUACAGCGCAAAAAUUAACCAUUUUAAUAUAAAAUUUCAGCAAAAUUUGCUUUGUUUACAAAAGUUAUAUUAAUAUGCAUAGUUGCUAAUUUGUCCUCCAGAUGCAUCGUCAUCAUCAUGUGCAAUGGGUCUAUACUGGAUAGCUGUAUUUGUCGAGUAAGAGCCAUCACCAGCCAGUGUUAAUACAGGAGGAAACCCCAACUUUAUUUAUACUAAGUAUUUAUAUUUCAUAGGUUGUUAUUCAUAAGAAAUACGGAGAGAGUUUGUUGCUAAUGAUUGUUGAGAGCGGGUGGGGUUCAAUGAUUCCGACAGUCGUGAUCGCUCAUAUGGAUAACAAAGGACCCGCUGCCAAGUCUGGCCAGUUGAAUGUCGGCAAUCAAAUACUCGCUGUGAAUGGUCAGAGUUUAGUGGGAUUGCCAUUACUGGAAUGUCAGAAUAUUAUCAAGGUCAGUGUGUAUCUGGGUGGGGCAAUCAAUAUGUUCCUUUGAUAAAAAACUUGUCUGAUAUUAAAUCUGGUUGCUAUAAGUCAUAAUAUUUAAUUUCUCUGUCCCACAGGCACAGAAAUAUGAAGAACGUGUUGCGUUUAAAGUCGUGUGCUGCCCUCCGACCGUGGAAAUAUCCAUCAACAGACCAGAUACCAAAUAUCAGCUGGGAUUUAGUGUGCAGAACGGAAUGGUAUGUUUUGAAAAAAAUAUUUGUUUCAGACCUGACACGUGAGUUCGAUUCUCGCUACGGACUCAUGUGAAAAGAAGCAGUCAACGCUGUGCCAAAGUUGUGGGUUUUCUCCGAGUGCUCCGGUUUCCUCCCACAGGGAAAGUUUACAGGGUGGGUUAGGAUGAACAUAGCUAGGAAAAUAAUAUCACAAUUGACCAUUUGCGUAAUAGACUAAAUUUUGAUCCAGACAAAAAUUUCAUCACAGCUUGAAAGAGCAUCGCAAAAUUAGUAAUAUUCUAAAGUUUCGUUGCGAAAUGUUGUAAAAUGCGAAUAAUAUAGCUUUGCGAAGUUUGCAAUUUUCAGUCAUUUUGUAUUACAAACGGGAAAUUGAUGCCCCAACACCCGAUUGCGCUGUCAAUUUCCCGUGCAUAAUACAAAAUGACUGAAAAACGGCAAACUCCGCAUGGCUAUGUUAUCCGCAUUUUACAACAUUUCGCAACGAAACUUUGGAAUAUUACUAAUUUUGUGAUGCUCUUUCAAGCUGUGAUGAACUUUUUGUCUAGACUUGUUGAGAUCAAAAUUUAGUCUAUUACGCAAAUGGUCAAUUGUUGUUAAGAUAAAUAGUCUACGGUAGGCUAAGUAGGUAAUGUAACAAAGCGUGACACUUGAUGUAAUCAGUCAUUGAAAGCCUUCUGGAGAGUGGGCUGAGUAAUGUUUAACAAAUAUAAAACAUUUUCCGUGUUGAUAUACAGUUAUAUCAACACGAGUGGAAAUUGGGAAAACGAGAAAUUGUGUGGAAACACGACGCCCGAAGGGCGGAGUGUUUUCACACAAUUUCGAGUUUUCCCAACUUCCACGAGUGUUGAUAUAACUAUAUAUCAAUACGGAAAAAAUGUUUUAUAUUUGUUUUAUAAUAUAGCAAUGUCAAAAGCCCGAAGAAUAAGAAAAAUUUCCGUGUUACAAGCGGCGGAAAAUUUCCCGUGUUGACAUGGAGUUAUAUCAACACGGCUCUUAGCCAAUCAGCGUUCAGAAUUUACAAAUGCUAUAUUAUAAAUGUAUAUAUCAGACUGACUGUCAUGUUGUCAGCCAUGUUUUUCGGUAAAUGAUCAUUUCAUUGUCUACUAGAUCUGCAGUUUAAUGCGAGGUGGGAUUGCUGAACGAGGCGGAGUGCGUGUGGGUCAUAAGAUUAUUGAAAUGAAUGGAGAAAGUGUUGUUGCUGCCUCUCAUCAUCAUAUUGUCGAUAUUUUACAGACAACUAUUGGAGAGGUAUGGAAACUUUAUUUUUACUGGAUCUCUGUCAGUUCUAAACUGUUCUUCUUAUGAUGAAUGUUACAGUCACAGGGCUACCAACUCCCCUAGUCUUGUAACCACAUACAUUUUUCUGUACGGUCACAUCUGGGAAAACUAGUUUGAAACUUAACCUACAUAUCCAGUUUGGCUCAUAGAUAUCUUAUACACACUAGAUAGUGCAUCUAAUUAUUCUGCAAUUCAAAAAUUGAAGCCGUGAUUGCAGACUCAGGAUAUUCCCAUGAAAUGAGAAGAAUCGUAUAUGUUUUCUAUUUCUUAAACAGCGAACUUAAACAUUAAGUUAAACCUAUUCCAAAUACAUGUCCAAACUAUUCAAAUGAUGAAAGUUGUUGUUGUUUUUUAAGCGUUUAUUAGCGAGUGGGCAACUCCAACAUGGCCGCCAUCUAUUCAAAUGGGAGUAACCGCUGGAAUAUUCUUGGCUUCAAUUUUACUAAGUGUAUAUAAGAUAUCUAUGGUUCGGCUAUGCCUAUAUUCCUUUCGAAUACAAUAGACACAGUGUGGAUUUUAUACAUCUAUUAGACCGAACCGGAGCAAUUGUGAAAAAUGCGACCAUAGGCCCUCUGCCAGGAAUCGAUCUUGCGGUCCUGCAAUUCCUGUGCAGCGCUCUAACCAACUGAGCUACAAAGAGACACUUGUCAAACUCUAACCACAAAUUCAUGUGUAUAUAUACUAUGAGCUGACUUAUCGUAUGUAUUCCUUCCUUCCUUGCAGUUACGAAUGAAGACAAUGCCUAUCACUCUCUACAAACUUCUCGUUGGUCUAGAGGUACCACAAUAUUUAUAAAACAACAGCGCAAGUAAGAGAGGUUUAUAUUUCAAAUUUUUAAUACGCGAUUGAAUGUUGCUAUUAAUCUCAAAAUGUUGAAAACCGAAAUGGGAACACACAACAGCUUGUUGGAACAAAUUUGUUGACGCAUGAAUCUUGUAACGAGCUGGGAACAAGUAGUGGAAACAUGACCAGACUUUUUAGAACAGCCUUGCAGCGAGCGCUUUUUUCUCGUUAACCUUGUAGCAAGUUGUGAUAAAGCAACUUUUGCAAGCCGAAACGAGAUGAAUUGACUCUGAACAAACAAAUAUAAGAAUAGAUUGAAUUAUACGAGAUUUUAUCGUCUUAGCAUUUUUACCGUGGGCAGGAUACAUCCCGAUUCAACAUGAAAUAUGUUAGCUGGAUCAUAGGGCGCCAUUUUUUGGUAUGUGUAAUAUUUGAGAUAUUCUAGGAAGAAAUUGAUUGCCUCGUCCCCAGUCGCUUUGUGUGGAUUGGAGGGGGGGAGCAUCGAUGCUACUGAUUUAUAUAUGCCGCUUGUGUGUGCUAAACAUAAGAGCCUGGGGAGGAGGCAGGAAAGUGUGAUAUAUCUUUAUAUUAAAAAACCUUAAUUAAAUUUCUCACUAUAAUAAGUGUAGUUUCCGGAAUUAGAUGAAUUCACAAUAUCGGACGACUUCCGAUGAGGUGUUUACUGUCAAGAUAUAUUGCACUUCUUCUUAGAAUGAUAGAAAUAUGACGCCAAAAUUCAUAUUGCGGGUUAAUAGUUACACUGAAUAAUCAGAUUCGAAAUGAUAUUAUUAUGACUUGAAGGCAAGUAACGCUGUGAUCAAAUAGUUUUGAGAGAUCUCAAAUUGGUAUAUAGUGAUAUUUAUAUAGAGCGUAGAAGUUGUUGUAAACAAUUAUGGACAUUCCUCUGUCCUGUAUAUGAUUAAAAAUACCUUCCCAAGUAUAUAUAAGUGUCAAACACUGAAUCAGUUCAACUAUUUAUUAAAAAUUUGUCAAACAUGCAACACGAAUGCAAUACACGAUUAAACACAGCGUACAAGACUACAACAUUUAUUAGCAUCCAAACCGAUUCAAAAAUCAUUACAAUUAUCAGUUUAAGCAAAAGCAUGACCAUGCAUUUUUACGCAAUAGUUCUAUAACACAAAUCUAAUUAUACUGUUCCAUGAAGGCCCAACGUUGAUAUUAAUUAUAUGUUGUUUAUCAGUAGCAGCAAGGUUUGUUGGUUCGCAGACCACAAUAUCUCGUUGAACUGCAAGGAUAGUAUCCUCGAGGGCAAAUACCCAAGUUGUAAUAGCAUGUGCAGCCAGGCCAAUCGCAGAACGUUUUAU
Paramuricea clavata is the source of this 6926-nucleotide messenger RNA. NCBI's taxonomy places the organism in Eukaryota, Metazoa, Cnidaria, Anthozoa, Malacalcyonacea, Plexauridae. The record is from the annotation of a GenBank genome assembly.